This is a messenger RNA of Siniperca chuatsi (mandarin fish), 1631 nucleotides long. It is a transcript of the gene crhbp, whose product is annotated as corticotropin releasing hormone binding protein. Gene Ontology annotation, molecular function: corticotropin-releasing hormone binding. The record is from RefSeq and is a predicted model, not a curated record. Bases 47 to 1018 code for a protein of 323 amino acids. Gene Ontology annotation, biological process: negative regulation of corticotropin secretion; hormone-mediated signaling pathway; negative regulation of corticotropin-releasing hormone receptor activity. The transcript has 7 exons. NCBI's taxonomy places the organism in Eukaryota, Metazoa, Chordata, Actinopteri, Centrarchiformes, Sinipercidae.
AGAGCAGCUCAGACUUUCUCCGCUCAGGUGCGCCUUGCAGACAGAGAUGCGCGUUAUGGAGCGCACUUUCCGAGAGCAGCUCUUCUUUCUGGUGUUGUGUCUGUCUGUCCUCAAGGGAGACUCCAGAUACAUUGAGAACAACGAGAUGUCAAAAGAUGAAUUAUAUUCAUUUUUCAACUCGGAACUCAAGAGAGAAAUACCUGAGGAAUUAAUGUAUCGCCGACCUUUACGUUGCCUGGACAUGGUUGCAGUGGAGGGUCAGUUCACCUUCACAGCAGAGCGUCCUCAGCUCAGCUGUGCUGCUUUCUUCAUGGCAGAGCCCACUGAAGUGAUCAGUGUGGAUUAUGACAACGUUGACAUCGACUGCAGGGGAGGGGACUUCAUCACGGUGUUUGACGGCUGGGUGAUGAAAGGAGAAAAGUUCCCCAGCUCCCAGGAUCACCCGGUACCUCUGUACGAGCGUUAUGUGGAUUACUGUGACUCGGGAUCACUGAGGAGAAGCGUGCGCUCCUCUCAGAACGUGGCCAUGGUCUUCUUCCGCAUUCACAACGCUGGCAGCAGCUUCACCCUGACAGUCAGGAAACACAUCAAUCCUUUCCCCUGUAAUGUCAUCUCUCAGUCACCAGAGGGCAGUUACACAAUGGUGAUCCCGCAGCAGCACAGGAACUGCAGCUUCUCCAUCAUAUAUCCAGUGGAGAUCGACGUCUCUGAGUUCAGCCUGGGACACUUCAACAACUUCCCCAAGAGGUCCAUUCCUGGUUGUGCAGAAUCAGGAGAUUUUGUGCAGCUUCUGGGAGGAAAUGGCAUCGACACAUCGAAGCUGCUGCCCAUCACAGACCUCUGCAUCUCCUUCACAGGACCCACCCACAUGAAGAUCGGCUGCGAUAACACAGUGGUGAGGAUGGUGUCCAGCGGAAAGUUUGUUAACCGAGUGUCUUUCAGCUACAGGCUACUGGACAGCCAGGAGCUGCAGACAAUCAAACUCAACAAUGUGGAAGAUUUCUGUUUCAAUUACUGAUCCUGACAGGAUCAUAAAGUGACAAAUGUAUCAUUUGACUGCAAACAUUUUUAAAAUUAUUUUAUUAAAAACAAGAGAUCCAUCUGGUCGGUCCCUCUGAUUAGACAAAAUGUCUUAAAUCCAAAGACAUAAACAUAAAAGUGUAUGAAAAAUAAGAUAUACAUUCACAGUGAUAUUAUGUUAUUACAGACUCCAAAUUCACUGGACUUUCAAUUGGUUAGUUUUUUUUAUUUGUCUCCCCAUUUUUUCCCAUUCAUUCUGGUUGUUGCUAAAUAAAGCUUAAUGAAGUGUCCUUUUGUGUUUGGUGGAACCGCUAUUGUUUUUAUUUUUGCUUUGUGUAUUUCUGUGUACUUAUCAAGACAAGACUUAUGAUAUUGUUAUUAUGUUAUAUAUGGGUUCAUGGUCAACAUUCUUGAAAAGGAAUGAUGCUAAAAUGAAUGUUACCUUCUGUUUAUUUUGCUGAAUGAUACAGAAUGAGUCAUUUCCUGUCACAGAUGACACAGAGGGCAAUAGGUAAAGUGUUCAAUAUAAUAAAUACAAGUGUUCAUUGCCAUUAUGCAGUUAAAUUUGUAUAAAACUUUUUUGUAAUAAAAUUAUACCGCAUGACAAAGCA